This is a messenger RNA of Amoebophrya sp. A25, 19415 nucleotides long. The record is from the annotation of a GenBank genome assembly. NCBI's taxonomy places the organism in Eukaryota, Dinophyceae, Syndiniales, Amoebophryaceae.
AGGUGCUUCAGACAUGUGGUUGAAGGGGGAGUCUCGCGCAGUGGUUCCCCUUCACGAAAGUACAAAAGUAGUCGGUGCAACUACACCUUAGACGGUCGGUGCAUCUAUCGGGCUCCUUAACUCACACUUGCUGGCAUUCUUGUCAAGAAACAUCACGCCACGCCCAACUCUCGUUUUCGGGUGCUUGCCUGCUACUUCGUCUUUCUUUAUUUCUGGACCUUGCAGUUGCUGUUGCUCUCUGGAUCUGGUCCAUCGAAUUAGAAUGACCUCUGCCGAGGCCAUGUCAUCGGGAAGCGCGACGCCGCUGCUUUUGAUAUGGCAGCUGCUUGUAGAGAAUAAAAUUUGAAUUUUGCUUUCAAGUUCAACUGAUGACGAUGAGACCAUGUUUCAAAUACUAUUACACACAUACGUAUGAGUAAAGGACCAAAUUGGAGGACCACAGUUUUCUCAACUACGACUAGAAAUCCAAUUAAUCACACUUAGUCCCCCCCUCUCCACCCUCCCAUUCAUUCCAUCCACGUCCGGCGCGCAGUGUGAGUCGAAGCGGAACGAGCAGUAGCUCGAAACUCGUGGCGUCGUCUCCAGGAGACGAGAGCUCGCGAACUUCAGCAUGUUCCUCUACGGGCGAUCCACGUGCUUCUAGUACUGGAAAUCAGGCAGCUUCUACUGGAAAUCAGGCACCGAAGAAUUCCAUGGUUAGUAGAGCUGAAGAUGCGGGCAUGAAAACGCCUCUCGUUGGUCAGCAAAGACAAGAUCAUGUGAGUCCAGUGACUCUGACAAGUGCUAGACCGAAUCGACCACCUGCUAAGAUACCGACUGAUGCAGUACCUGCAUGCUUUUCAGCCUCAAAACCACGGUUCUGCGACGACCGAUCAAGCGCAAUAUGUCUCUUCGAUCCGCCGCCUAUUUAUGGCUGGAAUGAGACGUGAAAACUACUAGCCUUAGUGAUCUAAGUACUUAGGUAGAAUACCGAUGUGGAAUUGUUGGCGAGAUCGUUAUGAUCUCGGUAACAGCAUUAGCAUAUAUAAGCAUUUUUGCACGAAGUAUAAUUGAAUCUACUUCUAGCUACUUCCUACUUCCUAAGUUCUCGUACCAGAGCAAGCGCGCGCGACAGAUGCAGAUCCAACAAUCACACCAGCAAGCAGUUCGACAGGGCUGGCCUUGCUACGGACCGACUUGGCCAACGAACGGACGUUUCUAGCGUGGAUACGAACAGCGGCAGGACUUGUGACACUUGGGUAUUGUUUUUGUCCACCAGAACGUUACUGUCACGAUCAUAUCUCAUCACCGAUUAUUUUCACUUCCACUUGGUAGUUGCUGUUACACCUGCACCUCCUGCUGUUGAUACCUCUCCUCUAAUAAAUAAUUUUUCCUCUCCUCCACCUCCUGCUCAUCCACUGGGAACACCAGUUUCGCAGUCGAUAAGCUGUCCAGUGGGCGCAUCGACUCGAUAUGCGCAGUGGUCUUCGUCGCGCUUGGGGUCUGGUCAGCGGCUGUAGGAACGAUUCGGUACUACCAAGUACGGAGGAGUCUGAUAAAGCGGAACUACCUUUUGAGUCUUAUACCAGAAGACUUCCGCAUCGGACGCAUUGGUCUCAGAUGGUUCAUCAGCGUGCUGGGACUCUUCUCCGUUUGUGCCAUGUCGCUUGUUUGUGCCACACGCAUGCUAGGCCCGCACGGUCCUGCGGCUUCCGCUUCUACCGAGGGUGAAGAAACACGAGAUGAAACACGUAGCUCGCCCUUAGCAUCAUCUGCAUCUUCUUCAAAUGAAGCUAAGGUAGUAGUAGGAGUUGGAGCCUCAAUCAAUCCGGGAUCGAAGGAUGCAGUUUCAGAAGGUCUUGUUGUCCCAAGAACAUCCACAAAAGGUCUACUAGUAGCCCCAAAUAAUAAUCUUGCGGUCUUCAACCCUGACUCGACGGCGACGACGACGUCAACUACAGAAGUGCCCAGAGACGAAAAUACAUUAAAACGAGCAUCUCUAUCUGAGACGCGAUUCUUGGGCCCGCGAGGAAGCACACGAAGUUCUUGAUGAAUAAGUACACGAAGCAUCAUUAACAGGAGUAGAAGAACUCUUCAUCCCCAGCAAAGGACGAAACGAAGGAUCGCGGUGCGCAGCGCGAUUAUUUAUUUUUGCAUAACAAGAGUGGUCAGUAGCGUUUCAUCUUCUAUUGUUCUAAAACGAAGCUGCUGGACGUUUCUAUGGGGGUAGGCAAAUCUACUAAAUGUUAUAAAUGUACAAGCAGAUGAAGCUGCUGAGUCAUCUAUUAUCCACCUGAUAAGUUCUUAACACAGGAAAGUCGUGAUGUGAACGUGAAGAUUAUCAAAAGAGGAAUACAAAAAUGUGACGGUGGUCGAUUGACCCAGACGACAAAUUUCGAAUAUAUCAUAUGACAUAUGUCUUCAUUUGACAAAUCGAACAUUCUUUGCCACGUAACAGCCGUGACAGAGGCGUGAGAAUUUCCGCACUAGCAAGAAGAAAAUCAAAAUUUAUUAUCGGUGCGAUGAAGAUGAUCAUGAUAUUCUUUAUCUUUUGUGAUGCACAACGGAGUAUUCACCAUCUUCAGUUUGUCAAUAAUUGCCUCUUCUUCCACAAUAGAAUCCAUUGUCUCGGGCUGAAGGCCGCCGUGCAGUUCGAGGCUCAUCGUGAGGAGAAUAGGAAUACUUGAUUUCCAUAGCCCAUCUGAGUCGAAAACUUGAGAUGGAAGUCGAUACAAUCAUGAGUGACAGAAUGAGAAUGAAAAGAGCGCGAGCUGGUGCGUCGAACCUUCGAAAAGCUUGUAAUUGUAACUGUAACUACGCAGUGUGAAUGAAAAACCGCGCUCCUCCUGGCUAAUAUCAUUGAUUGAAAGACUAGCCCAGGAUAGAGUGUAGAGUUGUGAUGGAGAUUGUAGAGAUUUUCUGCUUAUCAAACUGGUUACUACGUUACAACGAAAACAAUUUUUACUAACACGGUCGCACCCCUAUAUAUAACUAUCGAAGAGGAAUAAGAACUUGAACUGUAUGAACUCUAACAAAAAACAACUUAUACUUCAGAGUGUAAUUCUUGUUAAUGAUAUUGUCGUAUAAAUAGAACAGCAAGAAGAUGUCCUUGGUGGAAGAAGAGAAGGGGAACAUGACGGAGGUAGUAGUCGCAGAAGAAGUCGACGAGGUUUCGUCGACGGCAGUGUUUAACACGCUGUUUCUCCCCACUGCUCUUCCGGCGCGACAUGAAGAUCCUGAAGGGAAUCGAAUUUUCGAGUUUUUGGAGGACUUUGCGAAGGAUCGCCUCACGGGGCGAGAAGCGUGGCACAAGAGCGCGGUCGAGAAUCGUGGCACAACUUAAGGCUAGAACCUUUUCAUCAACUCGCUUGACCUUUUCAUCAACCCUUUCCAAACAAUCAAGGGGAGCUACUUGAUUAACUGUAACUAAGGAGAAGGAGUUACAAUUAACAGAAAAUGAAAGAUUACUUCGUAUGUGGCUAGUGUUUUACAGAGCAAUCAAGGGGAGCUACUUUCAUCUUCAUCAGGCCACUCAGCCGUUACUAGCUCUAAAAGCCGCUGAGUGCAGACGCGAAAACUGUAGAGAAGUUUUUCAAGAACUUCGUGCACGUCGAGCGUGCUGAUGGAUUCAGCGCGGCGUUCCAUACGAAGACGCGGGGAGCAAAGUCGGGGGAAUGCCUUGGUUGUUGGAUCAGAAAACAGAACUGCGUGAUGGUGAUCCGGCGACGCGAAAGCAGGGCCGAAGUGAGCUUGUGGACAGCGCAAGGCAGCCGGAAGGAGUGCAUGCAGUACGAUCACCUUUUCGCUAAAGUCCCAGAGUACCAGUUCGACACCGCCUGGGCGAACGUGAGCAGCGCCACCUUCUCCCGACUAGUCGAAGAACUGCGGGCUGACGCUUUUCCGCGCGCCCAGCCACCGGCACAGGAAACGAAGGACGGAAGAGGCAGCAAAGUCAGGAAGCCCAAGUCGCAGAUCCCGUCAAUGGCCUAUGUCCGUGAUGUGCUCUUGGGGGGUGUCAUCGAGGCCGACGCAGCCUCGGUGGACAUAUUCCGAAAUCGUGGAACUGGUACUGUGACAAGUUCGGCACUUAUUUCUAGUGGGACGAGUUCUUCAUCAAGAAAGUGUGACAAUAAAGCAACAUCAUCAUCAACCAAGGAUCUCCUGUCGACAUCAUCGUGCACGGAGGACCGUCUGCAGAAUGGCCACCUGCGGAAAACGGUACACGACCACGUACGCAGAGACGACCAGAACGCAGACGACCCCGAACACUGGCAAAGAUCCCCAGCUUGGUUCGUUUUCCGCUCAGCACUCCACUUCGUCUGCGCCAGUCUGCUCAACAACAGUGUGCUAUACAAGGUGCUGCAGCAGUCCAUACUAUGCUACUGCUUGGAUAGCCAGGUGGAGCGUGCCUCCAGGCAGGUCGCCGCUUUUGUUAAGGCUAGAGAUAAUCCAUCUUUGAGAGUAUCCCUGAAAAGUAUGAGGGAGUAUUCUCGGGCAAUACUCCCCCAUACUUUUCAAGGAUACAGCAGAAAGAUGAAUUGCGGACAGCUCUAAUUUUGCCCGUCCGGAUGCAGCAGGAGCAGAUGAUGUGGCGAAGGCGCUUCGCUUGAGUUCUUUUUCAGAGGCUGUCGGAAAAAUCCAGCGAAGGCAAGUGAAGCUACGGGAGCUCGUAGAGCAGGCUGUCGCAGGAGGUUCUUCUGGUUCAAGGGAUCUUUCUGUCUUGCUCACGAUCGCAGACGCAUUCUCGAUGAAGUCCGUUACUGGAGGAAGUGUUUUUGUACACAAAGCGGAGGCGACGCGAACAGAGAAAAUUGCCGAUGGAAGCCGCAGUGUAGGAGUUGCUCUCACACGGGAGCAGGUGCGAGAGGAUCGCGAGCACAAGCUGACGAAUUCGGAGAGUACGCUAGUGCUGCUGGCAGACGCGGUAGCAGCACGGGGUGGCGAUACGGGAGACUCCGAGAACGCUCCGGAGGGCGCACAAGCUCAUUCGCUGAAGGUGUGGAGCAAAGACCGAGACCUAGGAGACCCUGAGAGCGUCUCGCAGGGAUUAGCGAGCCUGAGACUCGACCUUGAAAAUGUGAAGAGACUCGAGCCUCCGCAGCUCUGCGAAGUAUUUGCAAAUGUCGAAGACGCGGUCAUGAGCAUGUGGAAGCGUCGCGAUCGCGUAUACGUGUUUGACGGUGCUGAGAUGGUUCGCUUGCAGAAAGCAUACGCUGGGGCAGGCCUGCAGCACUCCAGCGGCUGCUUUCGCUCUCGCAGCCGAGUCGUUCUGAUGUCGUUGACAAUGUUCCUGCUGGUGGAUCGUCGAGCUUGCUUCUUAGAGAAGGUCGUCUCCCGGCAUGGGUUGCAGAUCCCGCCAGAUUUUUUACAUUGUCUUCUUCUUGAAACAGCAGAGCUGCGACUACAUUUGGAAGAGAUCGAGCACUACCUGGCAACUCGCCGUCCGUCGUGUCCAAACAGCGCGGAAACAGAAACUGCUGACGCAAUGGACGUGGACGGAGAGGCUGAGGAAUCACUCGUGCCAGAUCGCGACCCGGUUUUGCACUGCAAGAUCUCGGAGAAAUCGCUGGCGGUUUGCUUCGCCCGCCAGAGCGCGGAAAUGCAGGCAAAACUACGGAAAAUUCAGUCCGAUUGCGACGGCAUAACCGCGCGGAAGCGCCAUGAGCUGGACAGCCUCAAGGAAACGGCUAGAGCAUUAGUUGGAGAGGCUCAAAGAAAUAAUUGCACAUGCAGAUUCUACAUCAAGAAGAAUGGACAAAAUGGGCGGCGUAUGACGAGCUUACGCAAUUGCCUCCGGUGCCACGCUGAAGAAAAAAGAAGAAAUUUGUCAUUUCAACAGCACAUGAAACUGUUGCCGGAGGCAGACUUGAAGCGGCAGGCCAUUGUCUUCGACCUCAUGAAGCCAGAGCCAAUCGACUCGCUGGAGCGGAGCCUCGUCGUGUUUUCAAGAACCAUCUUGCACGCUGCAGAUGUCGACGCCCGUGACGUACUGCACACACAAUCUUUUCACUCUUGGAACGCUCACCCCGCUCUCCGCGACUACAAAACAGAUUCGCGUAAGAUUACCUGCGAAGAAGAGACUAGGUGCGUAAUUGGAACGACAACACCUCUCUCGCACAACGCGCAUCGCAUCCAUCCAGAUCACUGCUACAGCGUCAGCGUCGAGAACGAUGGAAACACGUGUCCCGGAGUCAAUAUUGGGAGGUAUUGAUGAUUGAAAUCCUUAAAAAGCUUAACUAUUGAUUGAAGAUUAAACUUGAAGGUUUAUUUCUUGCGAUUUCACAAACACAACUGCAAAUCAAAGACUAGGAUGAAAGUCUUAAUAAGAUAGAAAAUAUCUCAAGUCAUAUUUUUGAAAUCAGACGCAUGACCAACACCAUGAACAUCUGUAUGUAUGACAAACGACGCACCACUUCAGGGCGGGUACGCUUGGGAAGGUGGAAGCCGUGUCAAAGUGGGGUUGGAGUUCGCUUCUCUCGCUGAUGCAUGUCAAGUUUGAAACGAAGCGGUAUCCUCAGAAGGGAAAACUCUUGCUUGGGACCGUCCACAAGGAGAACGAAAUCAUCGCGAGCCAAAGCGAGGCCUUCGCGAGUACUACCGAUGCGUCCGAGACAGUGGAGCUCCGGGAGUACGUUGACUACGGGCUCUUGCGCGCUGGACACCACUUGCAACUUCCGCGAUUGAUCGAGGCAAUACACACACGGACGCUGGACUUCAACAACCGGGACGUGUAUUCGCUGGUGGUGGCUUCUUUGUGGCAAGUUUGUGCGCCAAUAAAGGGAGAGCAGUCCUCUCCGAUCACAGUAGACGCCGCAUUGCUGCAGACCUUGCCCUGGCGCGAGCCUACAGCGCUUCUCGGUGAUCCCGCCUUCGCGGCCGAUCUGCUGGCAGCUGCGCGGAGUUUGCUUGACGCCUGCAAGGAAAACUGGGACAAGCGCGUCACGCUGCUAAUCGUCAUCAGUAUUGCGCAGUUUGUUUUCGAGCACCUGCCAAAGACCAAUGUGAGCGGUGCAGGCGGCAGCUCGAGUUCAUCUUCCUCCAGUGCUUCUGACGCGAGCGAGGCGUGUAGGCUUGCUCUAACAAGUGCGCUUGCCUCUUGCGCCAGCCUUCUCAAGGAUUGUCGCGAGGUCGCACUUGCUUGGCUAGGAAAGCUUUGCGCUGCGGCAAACGAAUCUACCAACGACAGGGAGAUGCAGGCGCUGCGUACGAAGAUUUUGGAAGUAGCCGCUGCUGCAGCGCAAACCUUUGGUCCAACAGAGCUGCUUUUGCCACGCAAAUUCGACGACAGCAGGCUGCUCCAGCACUGGCACAGAAAAUGCGACGUCAGCGACUGGCUCUACGUCAGAGCACUCUACCGGGAUAACUUCUCUUCGGCGGCGCUUGAGAGCCCCUGGCUGAAACGACAGAUCCUCGCAGCGGAAGACGUCGCUCAGGCGAUCGGGAGAUACCUUCUGUGCUCCUGCCCAACUUCUUCGACGAAGAUCGCCAACGAAGCGCUAGAUAGGUUCUUGUGCCGCUAUUGGAGCGGCGCAGCCUGCUUAGAGAGCGGCUCGGCGAGAACGGAGUGGAAACACGUACCCGGCUCGGCGUGCUUCGAGACAAGACUUCUUGCUGACCCUGAUGAAAGCAAGAAGAAGGACAGACCACUUCUCCAAGUUGACUGCAUCACCGGAACCUUCCUCGUCAAUGGAGACCCGUGCUCACGACUGCCCGAUGAGAUUGUCGGUCACGCAGACUAUGCGCGGAUAUUCGGAAAAUCGAUCUUCAUCGUGCAGCCGAUCGGCAACCGAACCUACAAAACCUGCAUGCCGCUACAGGGUUCGUAUUUUCUCUUUCGCAGUCAGGGUGUCGGCCAGAAUCCGCUGAUCAUGGAGGAGCGCUUGGCACAUGAGCACAGUGAUCUGUCUUCAGGAAGCGAGUUAAUGGACGUUUCGGCCGAAAACAAAGAGCAUGGCAGUCUACACGAGUCUUUGCCGGUGUCGCCGAGCAGCAAGCGGUCCACCCGGUCCGUAUACGUGAGCCCAAGCACGUUUCAGUCCAAGGACUCGACGCGGGACCGCUACCAAGAUGACCUCCCAAGUGAACUAAUCUCAAACUACGGAAUUUGGCUUUCUGUAAGAGCAGAUGCGGCAGGACUACUAGACGAGGAAGGUGCCACAACUAAUACUAAUCCUGCGACUGAUGGUGCCAACGGUGUAGUUGAGGCUGCGAAGCCGCGUGUCUGGGAGCUGUCCUUCCGACCGGUGCACUAUGCUGACGCAGAAUUUCCGCUUCGGCGCGACUACGUGCUGAAUAGUGAAACGCGUUUUUUGCACGACAAUCGCUCUAAACGCGACUUGCUCGACUUGUACAGCACUAGUGUGACGCAGUUGCAUGAGCAAGUAUUUCGCCGUCUCGCGCCCUUGCAGCACAUGCACUGUUUCUGUACGAACGAGACCGAGGACAAGAAGAUUGCGAUGGUGCAGUUGCCACGAAUGCAGAACAUUCGGUUUUUUGUCAACGCUUUGCCGCCUUUGAAGUCGGCGGUGCUAGACGCGGCGUCCCCGAGCAUCGUAGGGUCGCCGUCGCGUAAAAGGCGACUGCUCCCGUCCGAGGAAGAGGAGGACAAACAGCGGCUCGACGAACCUAUGUCGCUAGGUGGAGUGGAAAACGACGAGGAUGAAGGCAUGAAUCCGUAUCCGGAGCGCGUCUGCUAUAACAAGAUUUUCUCCCCGGAGUUUCAAGAUUUCGUGAUCGUGGAGGAUCAAAACUACGGCACUAUGCGAGGUCUGAGUAGCGGUCUACUGCUGGCGCCGCCGGCUUGCGCGGACGGCGGAAAGCCGACCCAGAACAGACUACUCGUGGUUCCAUUUUCUACCGAUGUUAAGCGAGACGCUGAAGGCCGUGUUUGCAUUGGUAUCCACGACUUACUCGACCCAAGCUUCUUCGUCUUCUCUCUGCGUGAUGGCCUCGGCGACAUUCUUCCGCAGCAGGACACGCUGGCGACACUCUUUCUCGCGUUGUUGCACGGAAUCACGUCAGGAUUGACAUCAGAUGAAUUUCUUGGCUGCACCGGCGCGCAGCAAGCCUUGAAGUUGCUACGCAGCGGUCGCGCACGCGGAAACAUCGUGAAUUCGAUGCCAGGUUCUGACACCCAGGCAGAAACGCAGCUUAUCAAGUCAUUGACUACAAGGGUCGCUUUGCUCAAAAAGAUCGCAAGUUUGUCACUACCACGAAACGGCGGAGUGGACGGCUGCGCACUGCUGGAACAGAACUCCGCUGAUUGUCCGACGCGACAGCCACUUGAGCCCUUGAUGGCGAAUGGCCAGUACGCGUUCAUCGCGCAGGAAAUGCUUGAGGAGAUGUCCUUUGCUUUGGAGCUGUCCGGACGCCCGGCAUUGACGCUAGAAGUGGGUGACGGCGAGCAGCAGAAGAACAAAGGCGACAACUCACACUCAGUGAUGUUGACCUUCUACGGCGUCGAGCUCUGCAACGAACUUCGCGAGCUCGGAAAGGUGCUUCAGAAUCGCACGGCACUGCUGAGUUUGCGAGCAUUGCUGCGUUCGUACAAAAUAUACCCGGAGGCUCUUCGGCCAUCAGAGUCGGACAUGACGAAGUACGAGAAAAAGACGGACCCGCGCAGAGGAAUGCCUGUCAGCUUUUCAAAAUGGCUGCACACAGGCGACGGCGCCUUCAUUCUACCACCGGCGCACCAGCUUUCUGCUGAGCAACUGCAUUCAUUGAAUUGGCUGGACAGUCUAUUUCGCGACCCAUCCAAGCUGCGUGAUUAUCCACUGGCUUCGCUGAAGGCGCUUCUUUGCAGCGACAAAGUGGGGCAGAAGUUUUCGACGCUCGCGGGUCGACGAUUCACUAGCGCCACGGCUUCAAGCAAUGGCUGGGGGAUCUCGGGUGCCGGUGAGCUGCAGGAGGACCUCGGAAAGCUCUUUGCGCUUGCAAAGGCGAUGAUGACGACACCAGUCACUACAACUGGCGGCAGCUUCGACGAUGACGACGGGGGCGCAGACGAUGGCGGGCUGGGUUUUCCUCAGCCUGCAGGUGGACUGAACGAUCACGAUUCGGAUUCCGAGGACGUCCCUGGAAGCGUCCACUUCGGACACCUCUUUCUGGAUUUGUACGAAUUGGCGCGCUUUGCUUCGAUGCCGGGCAAUCGCAUGCAGCUGAACUCGGUUGCUCGCAGAGAGCAUAAAAACAAACUCCGUGCACUACUGGCGAUGCUGGCCCUCGAGUGUCCGGAGGCGAGCCGAACCCUGAUUCCGGUGCUUCUACUGAUCGUUCACUACAGGGAUUCGGUGGGCCUGGAAGCUGCGUUGCCGUACGAGAGGUUCAUCCGGCCGCACCUCGCAGCGUGGAAGGACGAAGCCGCCGAGUCCUGCGUGUCGCGGUAUUGCCGCGAAUUUCCGGAAGUAGAGCCACAGCGAAGGCCACGAGACCACUACGGCAUCGAACAAGAGAAUUGGGAGGACUUCCAGGCACGUCACGGCGCCUGGCUCGCACGAAAGGCGGCGCACCAGGCGCUGCGUCGAGAUCUAAUUCGCAUCCUCUGCAAUCGACUGCGCAAGGUUUUCUUAGAAGGCAUAUCCGUGAAUGCAGAUCGUGAUGUGGUGCCCGGCGCGUGGCGUGGUGAGCUGGACAACGCUGCAUACACACUACCAGUCGAGAAUCAUGCGCUUUUCAACUCGAAUCUUCGUGAUGAUUUCGCGGCCCAUGCCAACCGCAUAUUCUCCAACUGGCGAAAAGCAAAGGCGCUGCAGGACUGGCUCACUCGACUGCAGCCAAAGCUUAGCAUCAUUCGGAGCCAGAUACCCAAAGCUGACGCUAACAAGGGUCAGGGCAUCGUGUCCGGCAGCAGCAGUACUUUUCUCAACAACCACAAUGCGCAGACUGCGGCAACUCUACAGAGUCUGCUAGACGCAAGCGCACCAGCCAAACGAGACUGGGGCUCAAAACAGCAAAUCAUCAUCGCACGAUCUCGAACACUCACAGAUGCCGUCGUGAAGCGGGUAAUUCGCGGCUUACCGAACAUUCCCACUGGACCCAGGUUUUGCGAUCUACCGUUUGAUGAAAAGGACGCACCUGCGAUUCCGAAAGCAAAGCGACAGAGAGUAGACCAGCCGGAUUCUCUCACGGCCUUUGCAAGCAGCACUAGUCGUGAUGAGCGGGCAAGCAAGAACAAGAAGCAGAAAGCAUCUCCAAUCUCGGAUUUGCAACUAUCGUCGGUUGCUGGAGAAUACGCGGAAUUAAAUGCGCUUUUUGGCAAGGAGUUGGAAGAAAGUCUCUCACUUGCACAGGCGGAGCUUACCAGCAAAGACGAGGAUGAAACUCUUGAGCAGCAUGUUCCCGACACCCAAAAUGUGCUGGCGUACCUGCAGGAGCAGACGAAGCAAGCGGAGAGCGUCUUCAAACUCCACUGGAAAGCAGCACGGGACAGCCUUGGCGGCGUGCAAUAUCUGGAAGACACCUUUUCGCAGGACGCCCACACGGUGACCGAUCUGCUCAUGUCAGGGCUCGGGAAACACCGCUCCAGUGCAAGUUUGACAACGUUGAUUACCCGCUGCGGCCUGGCAUUGCGGGCUCUCCAGCGUGCAAAGCGGUGUUUAGAGAUGUUUCGAAAGAAGCAGCUGCAUCACCUGCGCAUCGAACUAGAGAAUGACCCUGCGCAGAGCUACGACGUGAAGAGGCAUCCGCUGUGGUUGGCGUUUGAAGUGGAAAAUGAUCUCUGCAUUCGCAAGCGGCAGGCGAAAGUCGCACAGGAGCUCGUAGAUGGGGAGACUAACCGACUUUUGCAGCUGGAUAUGGGGGAAGGCAAAACUGCUGUAAUUGUGCCCAUCUCGAUGCUGGCACUUGCAGAUCCGCAGUCUUCAUCCGGUUCGUGUCAUCCCAUUGUCCGGCUCACGGUGCUGUCCUCGCUUUUUCAGACCAACGCAUCGGACCUUCAGUUCAAACUAGGUGGAGUUCUGCAGUGCCGCAUCCUGCCGCAGUUGUGCCGCAGAGAUUUGAAGCUCAGAGCGGAGGUGCUACUGCGGUCCCUGGACAUGUACAAACAGGCGAGCAAAAACGGCGACGUGGUCAUCACCGUUCCUGAGUACCGGCUGACGGCUGAGAACAAAGCGUUGGAGGUCUCCGCGCCCAGCAGUGCGCACUUUGACGCUAGCGGCAUCGCGGCCGCGGCACUGCGCGAGCAGCAGCAAUUUUUCCACUCCCGCGGUCGCGAAAUUUUGGACGAAUCAGAUGAAAUCUUGAAGCAGCAACUCGUCUACUCCCUCGGUUCGCCACAAGACAUGGACGGCUCGUUGAUCCGCUACCAGCUCGCAUCUCUCGUUCUGUCAGUCGUGUCCCAGAAUGCGGCUGCCUUGCUGCAGAAGUACGGUCCUGACGUGAUCGAGGUAGAAGGCGCUAUUUCUGCGCGAGCGGGACCACGACAGCAGCAGCUGAUAGAACAUACGAUCAGAAGUCAUCAGCAUGAGUUUGCUGGAUUGCGAUUACUGGAGCACGCGUCGCAAGGUACAGUGUUCACGGACAUUCGCGAUCUGUGUGUCGACGCAUUGCUGGAGUCGCACCGACUGAAGCUCUCGCGCUCCGAAGCGACACAAUUGAAGCACUUCAUAGUGGACGGGCACUUGAAUGAGCACACGAAAGCAGCCUUUAAAGAUGAGUUUGACGAGAACACGCAGAAAAUCGCUCUGAUCAUGCGGGGGCUGUUGACGUUCGAGGUGCUACUGGUCGUUCUCCGAAAGCGGUGGCGAGUCGAAUACGGCGCACACCCGACGAGACCUACGUAUUCCCUCGCCGUGCCCUUUGUGGCCAAGGACGUUGCCUCCGAAAAAACGGAAUUUGCGCAUCCAGACACCUGUGUUCUGCUGACGCUCUGCAACUACUACAGAAGCGGUCUAUCCGAGAAGCAGUUCGAGGCGGUCUUUCGAAAGCUGGACACGCUGUCCUCAUCAGAGGCGGACGCGUUCUACGCAGGAUGCGCCGCGGAGAUCAACGGUGACCUGCUCACUGAAGAAGAUGCGAAGGUUCCCGCCUCGCGCACCGGAGUGAACCUUGAUGAUCGAGUUUUCGUUUCGACGGUGCUGUAUCCAAACUUCCGGCGUCACAUGCGGAUCGUGGACUUCUGGCUGCAGCGAAUGAUCUUUCCCGCGCAGGCCAAGCAGUUUCCGAAGAAGCUGGUUGCCACCGCUUGCGACUUGUGCAAAAGCUCGGAGCUCUGUCCAUCGUGGAAAAGCGUCACACAGGGCUUUUCGGGAACGGACGACACCAAGCACGUGCUGCCUGGUACCAUUGUGCAACGGAACAUGGAAGAGCUGAAGACUACCGCAGGAGUUCAGCUGUUGCGCUUCCUUCGUCCAGAAAACGACGGCUACCACGUGUUGCAACAGGAGACGUCAGGUGGUAGCCCAGCAGAACAGAUCCUGCAACUGGCAACAGAAGACCUGGAGGUAGUUGCUAUUUUGGAGAGCGGAGCGCUCAAUCUGCAAUGGACCAAUGAAACGAUGUGCCGCCACUGGCUCGAGCGUCGCCCCGACAAGGACUACGCGGUCUUCUACGACGCGGCGAACAAGAUUGUGGUCUUGAGCAGGCUUACUGGCUCCGUGACUCCAUUUAAACUUUCGCCGUGUGCCAACGACAUGAGCCGCGCCUUGCUCUAUCUCGAUGACGCACACUGUCGCGGAUCAGAUUUUCGACUCGUUCCGACCGCAAAAGCGCUGCUCACGUUGGGGAAAGGCGUGUGCAAGGAUAAGCUUCUGCAGACGGCGAUGCGCAUGAGGCAGCUAGGUGAGGGUCAGCGCAUCGCCUUCGUAGCCAGCCGUGAGGUCCACGCACAGGUAGUGCCCAUCAUGGAGGCGAGGAGCACUAGGGACGAUAGCAAGUCCGCUGCUAGUUGCAAGCGGCCUCCGCCUCGUAGCGUGUUGGAACAGGAGGCAGGGAAUGCAGAGGCUGAUAACGUACUUCAACUUCUACUACUUAACUCAUUUCAACAUGAAUAUCUUUAUCAAUAUUUAUACUAGAGUAGUUUAUAGAACGGAUGUAGGAUGGACUUGGAUGGAUCGGAUGGACCCCCCUGAUUCUUCCGGUCCUACAUGAAAUGGUGGGAAGUCCAUCCGUUCCAUCCGAUCCAUCCGAUCCAUCCCAUCCCGGAUCUGGCACCCCUAUAAACUGCUCUAUUAUACAUAAUUUACAUCUAAUAGAUACGUUAGAAUAACGACACCAGAGGUUCCAUGACAUGACUACAUGACAUGAAUGUUGAGAAUCAAUUCUUCUUUCAACACGGUUUUCUUCCUCUUCGAGAUCUUCGGCUAAAAUUGAAACGAUGUUAGCAAGAUUCUAGUAACUUGGCGUCGUCCAUCAUUGGUUUUGUUGAUGAAGAGCGUUCAUCUUUUCAUGUUCAUCUCGAGUUCUUAUGUAGAGUCUGCAUACCAUAAAAAUCGCAGGGUCCGUCGGAAGAGGAGGUCGUAGCCGCACGAGAAAAAGCCGAGGCACUGGAGAAUGUGAAGAAAACACUCGAGAAAUUCAGUCACAAGUUCUCUGAGGAACAGGAACAGGACCUGAAAAGAAGCUUAAAAGUGAUUGCGAGUGCCAAGAAGAGGAAUACGACAGUGAAGCGUGAAGAUCAAACUUCUGGACAAGCCUUGAGCAGUUGCUCGUGGUCUUCUAGUAGUACAGUUGUAGGAUCUGAAGUUUCAGGCACUACUAUGGAUCUGAAGUUUGCCCCUGCCGUGCUCGAGUGGAGUCUGCAAAACACGUACAAGCGGCUGGGGGAUCUGGUCCCCUCCUUCGCAGCGCAAAGCAGAUCGUCAUUGGUCAAAGCAGCUGCUUUUCGCAAGUUCGAGGAGGACACAGCUGUGCGUGUGGUCGCUGUUGAAGAGGCAGAAAUGGCAGAUGCGUCAAACUCGCUAGUUCCAGAGGGUGAUCAUGAAAUUAUGGACCGCUCGGCGUCUUGUGCGGAGGCCUUGCACAACCUUAAUCGACCUGACGAACAAGCAAGGCAACAGCAAGCGGCGAAGGUCUUGACAGAAGCGUGCAUAGAGAGCGAAGUGCUACCCUUAGAGGAUAUGUAUGGACACUCUCGUGGUCUGCAUGGACUACCGGACCUCGUUGCUCGCACAUUGCACAAGUUCCUCAAGAAUAAAGAACAAGAUCCGGAUGGUACUACUAUUUAGCGUUUCCUUUCGCUUUUUGUUUUACCUGCAGCUCCUCAUGCAGAUUUAUAAUUCCUUGCUUUGUAGAAGUUGAUGUUAUUUGCAGUCGUGUGUUGUUUUUACAUUCAUGAUGAUCAGAUUUAUAUUUUUGAAUGCGAAUAAAAACAAGCAGUACAACAUCGUUUCUUGAUGAAAAUAAAACUCAGACUUCUCACCUUGUAACUUCUUCAUCUUUUCUUGUUUUACAGCAAUGGAUGUUGACGAUGGGCAGCCAGCAGCUGUUGAUGCUGCAAGUGCAUUUAGCCGAAAGAUCUUGCAGCGUGUACAAGCUCUAGUCCCGCGCGUACGACGGUUUGCUGCAGGCUUGGAGGAGGAACAGGAGCGCGAACUUGAACAAGAGUUGGAAGAAGAAGUGCAGAAUUUCCGUCCACCAGCGGCUGCGGCGCGGCCGGAGAGUCAUCCAUCGGAAGGGCUUCUGAAUUUCCUCAAGCACCCAAUGCAGCCGAUUCCUGGCGGCCAGCACACGCCGCUUCUCCAGCUACGCAGCGCAGUAUCGGGCUGUGGUGAACUGACGGAGAAAUUGGCUGACGGGUUGUUCGCGUUUCAGAACAAUGGAGGCAACGCGACCUGGCGGGACGCGGUUUACGUGACGGAGAACUUCGCAAAGACAAUCUGCUCCAAUCCUGACACAACUGUUGACGGCACGUUUUACCUAAAACAGGUCCGAUGGCUGAUGUACCACGAGGAGCGGAACAUCGCAGUUUUGGUCUCCAAUUUUGAGGCUGAGUACUGCGCGAAGUACUUCGUGCGCGCCAGCAUUGCUCGAACCGGCCCGGUGAAGCUUUUGCCGUUCGUUCCGGUUGUGCGGCGCGGCCAAAAGCCAAGUGACGGAUUCGCGAACUCUUUCGCCGCUGGCUUGUUGUUCACAGACCUGCAGCGCGCGUUUGCUCCUGCCAUUCAUGUAAUCGCAGGCAGCAUUCACCUGGACCCGCUGAGCCAAAGCGCGAAGGAAGUUUUUCGCUACCUGUCGCUUGCUCCACGGUUCGACACAGGUUUAUCGGCAUUGGAAAAGAAGCAGUGGGAUGGUCUCUUCGAGCGUGGCUUGAUCGACAAGGAUGGCUUCGUUCGCGGUCCCACGGAACAACGGAAACGAAAGGAUUUGCAAUCGCGUGAGGAUUUACUCAAAAGCGUUGGAGUGUCCUCUAAGGCGUCCUCUGAGAGUCUGCGAGCUUCGGUCCUGCUAGCGCAGUCUCCGGUGCCGUUCUUGGUUCAUCUAUACACCAAGGGUCGACACCUAGAUCACGAACUGCGUUCGAGUCCGGUUGGACAAGCGCUGGGCUGCGGAGCCCUCUAAUCGCUUACCCUUUUGGGUGAUCUCUCGAAUCGAGACGACGUGCACGUGCACUCGUGCAGUUGUUCGAAAUACUGAACACGGAAGAAAAAGAAUGACUCCCAGAAAUAACCAUCGUUGUAUAUUAUGCCACGACCCGAGAUGAGUAACAAUUUUUACAUGAUCAAUUUGCAGAAAAUAUAUUAAUCGUUAUCGUCCACCUUUCUCGUCCACUAAGUAAUGUAGCUCAAUAUUAGCAGUCACUGUCACGUUCACUAUCUCUAUCAAUACGAAUACCACCACCAGUAUUUUCUGAGUACUUGUAUAAUUCCUUCCUCCCGAUAAAAAUAUGACUGGUGCUUCUAUGAGUUGUUUCCUCUCCUGCUUCCUCCUCCAGAACGAUCAUUUGUUACAACUUUCUCCUCUAAAAAUUUCAUCUUUGUAAUACCAGUUUCGAACCUCUAGACUUUCACAUCAUCGCAGUUCUUGGUACUCGAAGGUCUCCAAGCUUGUAGGGAAUUUUGAAAAACAUCAAAAACAAGUCUAGCGAUAGUAUGCUAGUGACAAACCUCAUGCUGAUUCAGUAGUGGUUCUUCUGUUAGAACAAGACUUUCAAGCACAACCGCGACUCUUGAGAAACUGGCAUCAUCUUUCUAAUUCUAUUUGCUGAGCUUAAUAUUUUUAUGUUGUUCUUGUUGGACUUGUUGAGUCUUUGUCUUCUGCAGCUGCUUCCGUCUGCUUCUACCCCAAUGCUACGGGCCUCGAGCUCGUCUCGAACACAUUUCAGACUCUUCGAGACUUUAUCAGAACACAACCUCUUUGAAGCAAAAGAGACUCAUUCCGUCUAGUAAGUGACUCCGUGUAGUCUAAGUACUAAACUCAUUCCGUGUAGUAAGAUGAUUACAGCUAAAAUAGAAGCAGAACUUGAUAUUGAAUGAAAAGCUUCAUUCUACUUAUUCCUGUCGACAUGGACAACAACAUGAUGGAGUAUUCUUGUUAUAUUUAUACAAUAUUUAUUUCGUAGACCAGCACAUCAUCAGUAAGUCUAAGUUAGUAUCUCUCGAGACCUUGCGCGAAGAUUCGGCAGCGGCGCCCUAUCAUAUCCUAUUCUAUUUGAGCUAUUUUUACAAAUCGAUAAUUUCUUCUGAUUCCUUGUGCUUCGACGCACGAUCGACGUUGUAGCUCCACAUGAUUAUACCUCGAGCUUUGAUUUUCUCAGAAGUGAAAAUACCGAAUUCGUGCGGUACAACUAGGCGAUUUAGAUCUUGUUCAUUAAGUGUGCUUAUGCCUGUGCUGAUUUCUUCCUGUCAUGAGGCAGCACAGCCUGUGUGCCGCGAAGCCGACACGACCGCACCGGCAGUUGUUCUAUGAAGUUGUUCUAGUUUGAAGCUGAUAGAAGUCAAGUCAACAGAAAAAAAUGAUGGCGAGAGACGGAGAUAGAAGAAACUCAUCUGAUGACGUCUAUUCGUUGUACUCUUUGAAGAAGUGCGAGUGGUUGUAAAUACAUUACAUUGAUAUUAACCUCAUCAACCUCAUCAACAAGCUCGUUAAAUCGAUGAAUGCCUUACACUCUUUGGAUUUGAAGAUACAUUGAUAUUAACUAAGUCUUUGUGCCUCCUCUGAGGUAGUAUUGCUCUAAAACUGAUGAAACAAGUAUGAAAGAUGCACAACUUUGAUCCACCUGACGGGAGGCGCUUGUGUAAGUACUUAAUGUUGAAAAAUGCUGGAGCUGGUGCUGGAGAGUCUGUAAUGAUAUGGUUAUCACUUCUAUUAGGGAUUGUCAGUCGUGAUUGUGGCGCCGUAUUGGGCCCCAUACGAGAGAAGAGAUAAAAUGGCUCUUGCGGAGGCGUCGGGCUCGUAGCGUGAAGGGGCAUUGGAGUCACACACUUUGCGCUUCAGAGAUUAGCUACGGCAAGGGAUGACAUCAACAUGACGUCGAAUUUAUUGUUUGCCGCGAUGAGCCACAACUAGAACUACUAGAACUGCUGGAGCUCUAGCCUUCUUUCUGCAAUCCAACUACUUCAUGUUGAAAGGACUGCACUUCAUCUGGAAAAGUAAAAAAAAAAAACGCGACGUAAUGGACGUAAUGGACGUUGACUCUUCUAGUAGGAGCUGCAAGUCUUAAGAAGGGGAAAGCACAAACACAACUUCAGUCGUCGACGGAAAUUAAGGCUCACAAUAAUUCAUCCGAACCGAGGGUCUCUCUUUGUUUCAUCCUUAGGAAGAACUGAAGAGCAGUAUGUACUAUGAUUUGUAUAAUCAGCUCAAAAUGUGAAUUUGGAUGAUCGCGAGUUCUAAGAGAAAUGGUAGCGUACAGCUAGUAGAGGCAAAUAUUAAUCUUGCGGUCUACAACAACCCUGACUCAAUGGAGACGACGUCAACUACAGAAGUGCCCAGAGACGAAAAUACAUUAAAACGAGCAUCUCUAUCUGACACCCGAUUCUUGGGCCCGCGAGGAAGCACACGAAGUGCUUGAUGAAUAAGUACACGAAGCAUCAUUAACAGGAGUAGAAGAACUCUUCAUCCCCAAAGGACGAAAUGAAGGAUCGCGGUGCGCAGCGCGAUUAUUUAUUUUUGCAUAACAAACAAGAGUGCUGGUCAGUAGCGUUUCAUCUUCUAUUGUUCUAAAACGAAGCUGCUGGACGUUUCUAUGGGAGUACUUGGGGGUAGGCAAAUCUACUAAUAAUGUUAUAAAUGUACAAGCAGAUGAAGCUGAGUCAUCUAGAAGUAUCCACCCGAUAUAUAUAUAAGCUCUUAACACAGGAAAGUCGUGAUGUGAAGAUUAUCAAAAGAGGAAUACAAAAAUGUGACGGUGGUCGAUUGACCCAGACGCGAACUCGCACUGCUGAUGAUUUUUUCUGAGGAUUCAUUGUUGAUCAGUUCUUGCUCUUGAGUCAAAAAUAUUUUACCCUUCUGCACCUAUGGCUUGUAUUAUUGUGAAGAUGGAAAUGUGAAGCUCAUUAUCG